This is a messenger RNA of Homarus americanus (American lobster), 3439 nucleotides long. RefSeq lists its product as uncharacterized. Gene Ontology annotation, cellular component: mitochondrion. The record is from RefSeq and is a predicted model, not a curated record. Bases 221 to 1342 code for a protein of 373 amino acids. Lineage: Eukaryota; Metazoa; Arthropoda; Malacostraca; Decapoda; Nephropidae. The transcript has 7 exons.
GGAUUUAAGAGCAGGACAUCGUCUGCCUUCAGUUGGUGUGGGGGGGUUAUCACGUCUCUCUCACCCCUAUAACCUCACCUAUUUACUGUAUAUAACUGGUGAUGAGGUGAUGUUUAUUACUAUUAGACAUUGGUAAAUAAAUGACACACACCUCCCAUGGUAUGGUUAAACCUACUCAACACUCUUCAUAAAGAGUUGUACACAAUAUUGCUCGGCCAGGAUGCUGCGAAAUGCUACUCGCUGCCUCCAUCCGGCGGUUAAGCAGGCAUCAUUCAGGAGUCAGUAUACGAGAUAUAUGUUGAAGAAUGUUUAUCUUUGUCCUCACCGGAGUAUUAGUCACCAUCUCCUGGCAACAAAUGGCACUUGGCACCUGAAAACUCAGUACCAGAGUCCACACAAACACCACCACAGGCCAUUUACCAUAGCCAGGAUGACUGGUGGUAGUAUUUUCCAAUCUUCAACAAGUCUUGGGGUUACUCCCUUGCCAUUAUGGGCUCUUCCCGAUACUACAUUUAAGGAAUGUCACGUUCGUCUGUACUCCACCAAGCCGCCCUCCGUGCCUUCAUCACCAGUUGAUGAAAACCACAAUGAAACCAAGACCUCAGGUUCCUCGGGAGAAAAUGACGGCAAGAAAUACGUACAAGCUGGAGGAUUAUCAAAUAAGGAGAGAGACGAGAAGAAGAUGUCUUUAGUACAGAAGUUUAAGCUUAUGUAUAAACAAUACUGGUAUGUGUUGAUCCCUGUACACAUUGUGACCUCCGUAGUCUGGUAUGGCGCGUUCUUCAUAGCCGCCAAGAGUGGUGUUGACAUAGUUCCAAUAUUGGAGAAGUUGGGGGCGGGAGAAAAGAUUUUAUCGCAUUUACAAAACAGUAACGCCGGUUAUUAUGCUAUUGCCUACGCCAUGUACAAAAUUGCCACUCCUGCGAGAUAUACCAUCACAAUAGGUGGAACAACAAUAGCCAUCAACUACCUGAAGAAGUACGGCUACAUAAGACCCGUCCCGUCGUCCGAGAAGCUCAAGGAGAUGUACGAAGGUAAAAGGGAGGAAUUGAUUGAGAAGAAGGAGGAAAUAGUUGGGAAAUACCAGGAGAAGAAGGGAGAGAUGGUAGACAAAUACCAGGAGAGGAGAGAAGAGGUGGUGGGGAGGUAUCAGGAGAGGAGAGAAGAGGUGGUGGGGAGGUAUCAGGAGAGGAAAAAUGAAAUGGUGCAGAGGGUAACUGACAAGAGGAAGGAACUGAGGGGAAAAGUAUCAGAGAAAAGGGAAGAGUUUAAGGAUAGGCUUGAGGAGAAGAGGGAGAAGCUUGGUAGUAUAAGGGACAGGAGUAAGUGGAAGCCUUGGUGAGGUAAAGUAGAACAUAGUUAAGAUAUUUUAGAAAGUGUUUAAAAUGUUACAAGAUUUACCAUCACCACGACUGUACAAUUUUUUAUGCACUUAUUUUGUGUUUGUGUUGUCUUUUCUGGGUAUAUUUAUGUCUUUUUCUUGAGCUUUUUAUUUAAAAUUUAUUUAUUUAUAAUUUAUUUUGCUUUAUAAUAUUGUAAGUCCUUUAUUUACAUUGUGAUUCCCGGAAAAUGCAACAUUAGGCGAAACACAUUAAAUGAAACCCUACUGUAUCAUUACACAUCAUGUAUCUUGGAAUUCUGUAGGUGCUGUAGUCCUCAACUUUACAGAAGGGAUUCGACUUUGAAAAGUUGCCCACACUUAAAUUCUGUAACACAAACCAAAUUUUUCAAUGGACAAUUAUCAUUUCUUCGGGUGUGAAUUUCACCAGCCAUUCCUGCUUCCACCCGGUCUUACCCACAUCAAAACCUUUAGUUGGUCACUUACUUGGCUACAUUCAAUAUCUUUUAAGUUAUUUCAGUGAUUACUAUACUGUACUGUAAUGAUAAAAUAUGUACUUACAAGAAACAGUAUAAGGUAAUAGUAAACACAGUAUGAAACAGCUUGAAGUAGUAAACUAUGCAGUGAAAUAGACUCCUGACAGAUUUGUUUAAUGGCAAUUUGUUUUUGUAAAUUGAUAUAUUUUUUUCAAAUUUAUACACUACGUAAAAAAGUGGAUAAGUGUAUUACAGCAUACUAGUAAGAUUAAAUACAUCAUUAAGUUAUUCCACACCACAUAUGACAAUGGUGACUCUUCUAAAACAGUGGUUUGGCAUUUUUAUGCAUAAUCUUCAAACUCUUAGACACUUUCUUUUGACUUAGUGAUUUGACCCAAACACUUAACAGUCGCCUUAUCUAUGCAUUAUGUAUUUGUAUUACAGUACAGGUACGUAGUUCUUAAUGGGGUCACACUAUUUUGUCAAUGUAAGUGUGUAUUAUUUUAACUGUCUUGGGUGGUAAGCCAAGUUCUCUGCUGAUGUCCACAGUUGAUUCCUCAUCACCUCUAAAUGAAUUAUUUUCCUUGUCUUCUCUGAUACUCUCAUGCUUGUAGAAAUUUACUUAGGUUUUAACGGGUUAAAACUCACAACAAAUGCACAAGACUUAACUGGCUCCUAACCAGCGUGAUGUGGUGUUGACACUGAUGCCAGAGUGAUAAUGUUUUGCAUCAUUAGGACCAAAGUACAGUACAGUACAGUACUGGAGUUAACCUCUGCUUUUUACUUUAAAAUUUUCAGUGUUUAAAUUUAAUUAUGUUCCUUACUAUAUCAACACCAUCAUACCAAUCCAACGUAAAUAUAGGACUUACAAUAUCUAUUAUUGUAGAGGUGCUGCUAGACUGUGAGAGGUUAAGAACAAUUGUCUGUGGUGUAAGAAAAUGCUGAUUGAUUGUGCUGUGUUAUGUGCAUUAUUCAUAGAGAAUUAUCUUCACACAUGCCUGGUGGUCUGAUACUAGUACAGUACAGUAUACUUGAGCCAGUACUGUAUGGACUUGAUGAAUCAAUUACUGUAAGCUCAUUGAUAUUUGAGUUUUGAUUCUUAAGUGAAACAUAUCUUGAUGUGAACCAAUUUUUGCUUUAUAGUUAGAAGCUGGACACUGGCUGAAGAUAUGUAAAUACAUGAUAAAAAAAAUUUAAUGGGUAUAAUGGAAUAAUUCUUUGCCUUGUUAUUAACUUAAAACUUUUAUUCCCAGAGCCAUACUUUAGGAGAGAUAAUCUCAUUUGUUUUCGUUUUUUGGCUUAAACUUUGUGAAUCAGCAGUUGACUUUGUGCUCUAAGAUUAUCAAGAAGAAUGUGGGGAACAGCCCUCCAGCCUCCUUCCCCCAGCUAGACCACCAACAGUUGUGGCUGAUAGAUAAAAUUACGUAAAUUAAUCGUUGCAAACCCAGGGCGUGAUAAAGUUUAUAUGUGGUAAUAUUUGUGUUGUGACAGUUGCAGUUUAGUGCUGUACAGUGGUCCCUCGGUUAACGAACACAAUUCGUUCCAGAAGGUCGUUCGUUAACCGAAAAUUUUGCUAACUGAAACCAUUGUUUCAAUGGGAUUUUGGGUAAUUGGUUCCUGCUCA